AUGGCCUCUUGGCUGCGAGGCAAGGUUGGUCGUUCAGUUGUUUUGAGGUUUGCGAUUAAGGCUUCUGCCCUUUCGUCAUCACUGUGGUCCUUCGUGAGUCGUCGUGUUCUUUUGGCUGUGAGGCUACCUUUGCAUAAUCACUGUGGUCUCCGUGAGUUCGACUGUCUUUGCGUCUGCCUUUUGGGUGCUCGCUAG
Messenger RNA from Prunus armeniaca (apricot), 195 nucleotides. The record is from the annotation of a GenBank genome assembly. NCBI's taxonomy places the organism in Eukaryota, Viridiplantae, Streptophyta, Magnoliopsida, Rosales, Rosaceae.